AUGACGCUCGCAGAAGAGUUCAAGUCAAGGAAUUUCAGUAUCUAUGGUCAAUGGACCGGAGUGUUGUGUAUAGUCCUUUGCUUUGCGCUGGGCAUAGCCAACAUCUUCAACGCCAAUUGGGUCAUCGCGUUUAGCAUUGUGUGUUUAGUAUGCUCGUUCAUCAUCAUCUUCAUCGAAAUACCGCUGCUCCUCCGCAUUUGCCCAACUUCACCCAAGUUCGAUACCUUCAUCCGUAAAUUCAGCUCCAACUACAUGCGCGCGGCCAUCUACGCGGCGAUGAGCGCCAUACAAUGGGCCAGUAUUGCCGCCCGGGCUACUAGCUUGAUUGUUGCGGCCAUCUUCCUACUGCUCGCAGCCGUCUUUUACGCGCUUGCUGGCUUCAAGGGCCAGCAGUUCCAGGGCAGCAAGACACUGGGAGGACAAGGAGUCGCACAAAUGAUUAUAUAA
Molecule: messenger RNA, 447 nt
Organism: Alternaria burnsii
Lineage: Eukaryota; Fungi; Ascomycota; Dothideomycetes; Pleosporales; Pleosporaceae
Product: golgi apparatus membrane protein tvp18
Exons: 4
Coding region: 1-447 (148 amino acids)
Biological process (GO): vesicle-mediated transport
Cellular component (GO): Golgi membrane
Source: RefSeq, a predicted model, not a curated record